Molecule: messenger RNA, 1800 nt
Organism: Hippocampus comes (tiger tail seahorse)
Lineage: Eukaryota; Metazoa; Chordata; Actinopteri; Syngnathiformes; Syngnathidae
Gene: scml4
Product: Scm polycomb group protein like 4
Exons: 8
Coding region: 257-1486 (409 amino acids)
Biological process (GO): negative regulation of DNA-templated transcription
Cellular component (GO): nucleus
Molecular function (GO): chromatin binding; histone binding
Source: RefSeq, a predicted model, not a curated record
CAUCCUUUGUCAACGGACGUCUCCUAUAUGGGUUAGAAGAUGGACGCUGUCGUGGACGCUAAUCGUACUUCAUAGCCGGGGAGUCAUGGAGAAGGCAAUUACCCCCCCACCUCAGAAACAACCUCCCACCCUUUUACCGCUGAAUGCAUUUGUCUAAUGAGAGACUGCGGCAACGUUAAAGGGGAUGUGAUGAUACAACAAGGGUGGUUUUGUCACAGAAAGACUGUAUAAUUUCUCUUUUUAUUCUUGGCUCCAAAUGAGUGCACCCGCAGCGACGGUGCAGCAGCAAGCAGACGGGAACGACGACGACGACGGCGGUGAAAUGCAAGCGGCCGCGGUGGCACCAUCCUCCUUCAUGCAGGUCCAGUCGGGCAAGAUUCCGGGCAGGAAGCGAGGCAGACCCCCGCUGCGCAGUGUGACCAAGAUAGAUUUCGCCAACCGCUACGCCGACUCGCUGCCGCCACUCAAAGUGCCGAAGAAGAGGGGCAGGAAGCCGGGAUUCAAGCUGAAACCCAGAAUGGUGAUGACGCCGUUGGCCAUCUCGCCGCCCAGCAGCACCCCCGAGCCCGACAUGAGCUCCAUCCCUCAAGACGCCGCCACAAUCCCCCACUCGGCCACGCCGCAGGUGCUCACAGUGUGCAUCUACAUCAACAAGCAGGCCAACACGGGCCCGAACCUGGACCGGAAGAAGAUCCAGCAGCUGCCCGAUCACUUCGGACCUGACCGGCCGUCGGUGGUGCUGCAGCAGGCCGUGCAGGGAUGCAUCGACAGCGCCUUCCAGCAGAAGACCGUCUUCACGCUGCUCACGCAGGGAUACGGGGGAGAGAAGAUCUCGGCCACAUUUGACGGCAAGCAGCACCUCCUGAGCCUCCCUGUGGUGAACAGCAUCGACUACGUGCUGCGCUUCCUGAAGAAGCUUUGUCGCAGCCUGCACUGCGAGAACUUGUUUAGCGACCAGCCCAUCAGCCAGCGUGCCUCCUACCACUCGGACGUGGAAACGUCUCUGGCCGAGGAUUACCGGCACGAGCAGGUCGACGGGAAGCGCUACCCGGUGGCGGAGCACAGAGAGUCCGCUUUCAACUCGAUCAGCUCCUCCUCGUAUUCGUCUUUGCCAAAGUCCUCCUACGGCUUCCGCGCAUCGCAGCAGUUCUCCAACGCGCCGGUCGCCUCCAGGCCGUCGCCGAGCAGCCCCGGCGCCUUUGUGGAAAGCAACAGGACAGGUGGGUAUGCCGCACAGGAGUCCAAGGCCCCGCCCCCCGGCAAGGAUCCGUCCACGUGGAGCGUGGACGACGUGGUGUGGUUCGUCCGGGACGCCGACGCCAACGCCCUCGGACCUCACGCCGACGUCUUCAGGAAACACGAGAUCGACGGUAACGCGCUGUUGCUGCUCAAGAGCGACAUGAUCAUGAAGUACCUCGGCCUGAAGCUGGGGCCCGCCCUCAAGCUGUGCUACCAUAUCGACAAGCUCAAGCAAAGCAAGUUGUAGGAUCAUCGCACCUGAUUGGUCCGUUGACAGGAACUCUCGGAAGAAAACGGGCACAGUAGGCUCACUGUUGUAGCUGCUGACUGGGUCAAAUCGAGGAGGAAACAAUGAAUGACUGUUAAUGAAAACCCCUUUCACACUCCCUGGAAAAUACUUUUUUUUUUUUUUGUCUUUGCGUUUUCUUGGCUGUUCGCGAUAAACAACGCUGACAUGGAAUGGAGGAAGAAAGCUCGGACUGAACAAUUUUGAAUAUUAGUCCAAUUGGAAAGAAGUCCGUUAAUCAUAAUACACACAAAUAAGUGGCUAUAUCACUUUAA